AUGUCCUCGGCACUUAGAUGGUCUGACACUCAUCAAGGAGCUCUUGGUCUGUCAGGCUCCAAAAUGUCAAUCUGUCAUCGAAGGCCAACUAUUGAUCAGGAGACUUUGCUCGGCCUAUCAUCCACAGGUGUCGAAGCUCGGUCUCAUUCCCCGGACACUGCUAUAAACCUCUCAAAAGCCGUGAAUCACUCAUCCACCGUGAUCAACACCACGAACCCAUACUGGCCAACAUUGAUCACCUCAAGCAGUUCUAGAGAG
Molecule: messenger RNA, 258 nt
Organism: Ilex paraguariensis (yerba mate)
Lineage: Eukaryota; Viridiplantae; Streptophyta; Magnoliopsida; Aquifoliales; Aquifoliaceae
Source: the annotation of a GenBank genome assembly